AUGGCUAAGCUACUGGCAGAAAGACUUAAGAGGGUGGUGAGCAAAUUGGUCAAUAAAAAUCAGAUGGCUUUCAUAAAAGGGAGACAGAUCAUGGAUGCUGCAUUGAUAGCAAGCGAGUGCAUAGAUUCAAGAAUGAAAGGUGGAGUUGCGGGUAUAUUAUGCAAGUUAGACAUCCAGAAAGCAUAUGACCAUGUAAAUUGGGCAUUCUUACUGAAUGUUUUGAGACAAAUGGGCUUUGGCAGUAAGUGGCUAAAAUGGAUAGAAGUGUGCAUUAAAACAGUCAAGUUCUCAAUACUAGUAAAUGGUGAACCUGUUGGCUUCUUUGCAUCAGAAAGGGGGCUGCGACAAGGUGAUCCACUGUCACCUUUUCUCUUUAUUCUAGCAAUGGAAGGUUUUGACAGUAUGAUGAGAAUAACUACACAGAACAGGUGGAUUAAGGGCUUCCAAAUAGGAGACAGAAUAGGGAAUGGAAAGGAGAUCAGCCAUUUGUUAUAUGCAGAUGAUACUAUCAUCCUUUGUGAGCCAGAAGCCGAAUAG
Solanum stenotomum is the source of this 537-nucleotide messenger RNA. Its product is annotated as secreted RxLR effector protein 78-like. The record is from RefSeq and is a predicted model, not a curated record. The transcript has a single exon. NCBI's taxonomy places the organism in Eukaryota, Viridiplantae, Streptophyta, Magnoliopsida, Solanales, Solanaceae. Bases 1 to 537 code for a protein of 178 amino acids.